AUGAUAAAUAUUGCAAAAGUUUUAAAUGCUUAUCAAAUAGUCUUCCUUGUAUUAUUCUUCCUAGUAAUACAUAAUAACAUUACAGUCUUCGGUCAGAAUGUUUCACCCACAUGCGAGAAUGUUGAAGUUUUCUUUACACCCAAUAAUUAUUAUUCCUACGUUUGCAAUGAUUAUAACAAGAGUUGGAAAAGUACCUCAUUGAAUGGAACAUUUUCAUAUACUGGUGGGUCGAGUAGGAAAGUAUUGAUUUAUCAGGGAAUGGUUGGAUCGAAAAUUAAUUAUCGAUUUACUUCAUGUUCCUCCUCAUCGAGUUUUUCAGCAAAUUAUUCAAUGCUUAUUAAUGAUUUGAAUAUAAUGAAAUAUCCCUAUCUGAAUCCCAGUGUUUAUUGUGGUACGAAGGAUGCUUGUAAUUUGGGAAUUUCGAAAGCAUCAAGUGUGGAUGUUACUGGUCUUUCGUAUGUGUAUUUGAAAGAUUAUUCUAACAAGCUGACAUUGAAGAGAUUGACACCAGAGGAAUUGUUAAUUCAAUCCAUGUAUUUGUAUCUGUGUUAUGUUCCUUCAACAACACCUGUUGUGGAUUUGGGUAUCACUUCAAAACCAUCAACGGUAGUCAUUGCAUCAAAUCAAUCAAAUAGAAAUUCAACCAAUGUUGUGACCAUUAAAAACUCUGGUAUAGAUACAAUAACAGACGUAUAUCUGGAUAUCAAGUUCGAAUCUCUAAGCAUUUCAAACCUCGAUAUUUCAAUUGUAAAGCUUGUUAGGGUUAAUCAUUCAACAAAUGUACAAACAGCCAUCAAAUCAUAUACUCUCAUACCAAUAAGCAGCUCAAACACAGCCAGUCUUUAUGUCAGUUAUGUGACAUUACAAGCCAGUCAAUCAAUUCAAGUUUACAUCAUGUAUAAAUGGAGAAACGACAGCAAUAUCACAACAAAUACCACUUCCACUGUUACUUACGCAACUCGUAUGAAUGGAAAAUAUUAUGAUCCUUUGAUAAGCUCAAGAGUUCAAUCCUCCUCAAUCUCGCUCACAUACUUGUCUAAAACAAAUAAUACUGGCAUACCCAAUUCGUCUGUCAAUUCUACUAGUAAUGUAAUCACAAAUUCAACCCAGACAUCCAACAAUACUGCAAGUAAUAAUAAUACCACAACAAAUAGCAACUCGACAGUCAAUGUCGAUCCUUAUUCUCCCAAUACCUAUUAUUCAGUUUAUGAAAAAGCACUAGCAUUCAAGGUUGAUAAUUCAAAGAGAGUUAUCAUUGCUUCGUAUGUCACUACCACAGCGAUUGCUUUCAUUCAGACCUACAUUAGUUUUAACAGCACCUUCAACGGAACGAUUGUUGUAUCAUCUUCCGCCACAUUACAGACAAUAACGAUUCCUCAAAUCUCUGUCACAACCACUUCCUUUAUUAUUCCAUCAACAUUGUUAAAUUCUAAACUGAAUGGAGCAACAUCUCUAACUUUCAAGAUCACGAAUAGUAAAGUUUCUAACACCACAGGUACUAUUACAAUGUUGAAAAAGAGCAUUAAGAGUAUGGCUAUUGAUCAAUCUUUUACAAUUCCUAAACCAAUUGUUAAUGGUGAGGUAAAUGCCUUAAAAAUUAUAAGCUACUCCACUCGGGAUAAUACACCACAAGAUAUAGAAAUUUCUACGUCUGCACUCUCCACUCGUCCAUACUAUUUAUUCAUUAUCCAAAGUGGUGAAAUGCCUAUCACUCUCGAUGUUUCAAAAGCCCACCAAGUCAUUUCUGCUUCAAACACUUAUACACACAUAAUCUCAUUUAAGCAAAUUCCUAUUGGAUCAUUGAUAGUGAUUGUAGAGAACAAUUGUGAUACUUGUUCUGCAGUAUUGUCCUUUUCAAUUCCAAACAUGUACUUAAAUCCACCCUCCCUGCCCCUUGAUGGUGUUUACAGCCAAGCUUUGCCUCAAUCUUCAACAGGAUCCUACCCUUACUAUAUCUCCUAUAACCCAACAGAGGACAGUUACCUUCUUGCUUUUGUAACUGUUCAGAAUUUACAACCGGUAAUAAGUCAGGGUCAAUUCAAUUUAACACCUCCAACAUUGAAAUUAACAGCCGCACAAGGAACUCUUCAGAGAUUUGUUCUUGCUUUUUCUAAGACUGUCACUGUUAACUGUCUGAAUGAAUUCACAAACACUAUUGGUAUUUCGACAUGGCUUCAGCCAUCCCUUAAUGGAGUUUGGAAAUUUAACCUUCAAUUAGAUCCUGCCUUUACAAUUUCAAAUACAACAGUUAACUAUGUUGUACAAUCCAUAUCUUCCCCUCAACUUGCCUUCUCUCUCUCCUCACCUGGAUAUAAUACAAUUCAAUUACCAUAUUAUGCUUCUCCAACAGAAGAUGUAACGCAACGAAUGGUUGUAAAUACUGUUUCUAAUAAUUUCCAAAUUACAAUGUUGAUGGACAGUCAAAAUUUAAUGUUAUCAGGUAGGAAGUACAAUAUUUAUCUUGGGGUAGGAAAACCUGUAGACUCUAAUAACUAUAAUAUUAAGCUAGAUAUUUCAUCUCAAACCAAUUACAAGGUCAACAUUAUUGGAUACGAAAAUGGAAUAAUCUUUGAGACUAGUUCAGGUACAUCUUUUGUGAACACUCCAUAUUUGAAACUACAAGAUAAGGCUAUCUAUAUGCUCAUACAUCCUCUGGAAACAUAUUCUCCCCAAUCAUGCGAUUCUUCCUCUUUUUCCUCUCAAGCCAAGUUCAGUUAUUUAAUGACAACAACCCCAUCAAAGGCUUCAAUCUCAUCAUCUUCUUACUUGACCAAAUUUGUUGUAAACCCUGGAACUAUUGUUGAAGUGGAUUACAGUGAUGCCAAAGACACUGGACAGUAUUUGAUUGAAUUAUUCAGUCAACAAUUUACCUCAGUUCCGACUCCAACAGUAUACGCAAUUUCGUUAUAUCCAAACAAGUUGGAAACAAUUACUCCCACAAGAAACGACUAUGUCUACAAGCAACAUCAAACAACCUUGAAAGCCCUCAAAUUCAUCUUGGAUGUUGAUGCUUCCAAACUUGCAACAUACUCAAAGAUUUUAAUAAGAUUCCCAACAGAUCAAACGUUUGCAAGUGCUUCGUUCAGAGGAACUGCUGAAAAUGUAGAAUCUGGGGAAAACGUGUACCUUGAAAAUUACUUCUUUGAGUCGUAUAUUACUGCUGGAUGUAUUGUUGGUAUUGUUCUCUUGUAUUCUCUCUUUUUCACUUGCGUAUUCUGUAUUCAAACAAUCAGGAAAAAGAAGAUUAACAUUGAAAAUGAAAAGGAGUGGGAAUCAUUCAUUCCUGCUCUGUUCGCAACUCUUCCCAUGUUUCUUGCCAUCAGAGUUUGCAGAGGAUGUGUUAAAAGUCAGGAUGAAAGAAAAAGGAGGUAUUGCUCUGUGUUUAUAGUGGGAACAAUGCUUUUACUACUUGCAGUGUUAUGGUUGGGAGGAUUUGGAUCUGUUGUAGGUAUCACCAUCUUUGAAACAGUAAGCUUGAUGAAAGACACAAACGUCGAAUUGUUAUUAAGUAAUUCUGCCUAUGCUUGUUGUGUUGUCCAAUCUGGUACUUAUACUGAUUCAGUGUAUACUGAUUUUGAGAUGAUCACACUUGGAAAUACUUACAAGUGUUUGAAUGUACAUUCAACAUCUAAUCCUAUUACUGAGUUUUUCGUAAAUUCCAACAAACCAACCACUCCACUCGAAGUGGCAAACAUUGAGGGUGGUUUGAGUGCUGUUGGUUGGAGUAAUUUACAAUGCAAAGGAUCAAAGGUUCUCUAUGUUCCAAACAAAUUUGAGCUUGCAAGAUAUCUAUGUAUUGCAGCAACCUUUGGGUUAUUCCUUCUUGGUUUUGCUAUUUGGUUCUUUUUAUUCCUUUUCAUUGCUUGCAUUCAAGCACCAAAGAGAAAGAAGUGUGCCAUCAAAGCUCCUCCAAGUAGUAGUUCUAAAUCAAUCAAAUCAACCAGUGGUAAACCACUCAAUAAGAAACAGCAGUCAAUCUAUACUACUCCUCAACAACAAUCUGUUCACAGAAGUCCAACUAGUUCAACCAAUAAGACUACACAUACCUUUGCUGACUAUGAAGUCUUCUUCCCAACUAAGGAAGCCAAUACUCCUCUCAACAAGAGAAGAAAUGAGUAUGAAAUGUUUGAUGUACCAAUACUCAAUACUCCACCUCCAAUCUAUACUCCAUAUCCUCAACCAUUAUCAGCAUUUACUUCGAGUCCUCCAAGAUCUCCACCAAGAACUGCAUAUUAUUCUUAUGAACCUCCUUCUGUCAACACUACAGCAUAUGGAAAUAUGCCAGUAAGUAAUGGAAUAUUACCUCCUCCAUACAGCACUAUUAUUUUACCACCAGUACAAAAUGCUACUGAAAUAUAUCACGACGACAAUAUGGAAGCAUUGACAAUUCCAACAUCUGAAGUGGUCAAAAUGACAAGCCAAUAA
Naegleria gruberi is the source of this 4425-nucleotide messenger RNA. RefSeq lists its product as uncharacterized. The record is from RefSeq and is a predicted model, not a curated record. The coding region runs from base 1 to 4425 and encodes 1474 amino acids. The transcript is spliced from 2 exons. Lineage: Eukaryota; Heterolobosea; Eutetramitea; Acrasida; Naegleriidae.